CCAAAACGGCGGUGCCGUCCUUAGCUGCAGCGGCUGCGCGCAGCCCCGGUCGUCCCUCGUCGCAGUCGCAGUCGCAGGCAGCCCCGUCGUCCCCGUCCCCCGCGCGCGCACCCCUCGUGUUGGGGCUCCUCCUGUUCUUCAGGACGUGGUCAUGGAGCCCCAGCCCGGGUCGCCGACGUCGCCGCCCUUCUCUCCGGGCACGACGUUAUGGGACAAUGCCAGGGCGGCAACACCGUCGGAGGAGAUGGCAGCGCCGGACGAGACACAGGAGGAGGCCACCGAACUCGAGCCGGGCAGGAAGUCGACCGCGUCUUCCUCCUCCUCCUCCUCCUCGUCCUCCUCGUCCGCUGACGAUAUCCCGUGCGACAUCGACGUCGUCGAGCUCGUCAACCCGAUGGCGGCGCCGCUGCCGGAGGACGGACACGGCGCGGAAGCCAAAGCAGUCCACUCGGCGACGGCGGAGGACGAACGAACCGGACCCGACGUACACGACGCCGAGGCCAAGCCUGCGGCGGACUGCACGAUGCCGGAGGGCGCUCCCGCCGCGACCGUGCACAGCGUGGAGGCCAAGCAAGACGACUGGGCGACGUGGUCGGAGCCGCCGCCGCCUCCGGUCGUCGACGACUCGUUCGCGUCGUCGGACGGUGCCGCGCCGACGGAGGCGCCGCCGCAGGUCCAGACGGUCUCGCCGGCCAACCUCGGAGCGGCGGGGGCGGGGGCAGCCGGGCCCAGCGGGUUCGACCCGGGGAGGAUCCCGGCGUCCGUGUUCCAGCACAGGACGUCGGUGUCGCAGGCCGAGUGGAGCAUGGCGUCCAACGAGUCGCUCUUCAGCAUCCAGGGCGCCAGCGACAUGUACCCCGGCAGCAGGUCGCACUUCGACUUCUACUACGACGAGGCCAUGGCGGAGGCGGCGGACUCCAAGCUGCCGUCCCUCGAGGAGGGGGCGGAGCCCGGGGACGCGGCCGAGUCCAGGGAGUUCGCGGCGCCGGGCAGCGACGGGUACGGCAACGCCAAGAGAGCCGCCGUGUUCCGGCAGCACGAGAGCGGCUCCGGAAGCAGCUCCAGCAACUUCUCCUUCGCGUUCCCAAUACUGGCGGAGACGUCGCCGAGGAAGAAGGACCUCGCCAACACCGCGCUGUACCAGCCGCUGGAGAAGGAGCGCGAGCGCGAGCAGCCGCCGCCGCCGCAGCUCGAGCCCCCCGUGUCGGCCUUCAUGGAGAUGACGACGGAGGAGGAGCGGCGGAGGAGCGACACCGGCUGCUGUUGCUGCGGCUGCUGCUGGUUCGACUGCUCCUGGUGCUGCCGGUGCCCGUGGUGGCGAUGCGGCUGCUGCUGCAGCUGCUCCUGCCCCAGCUUCUGCCGGUGCAGCUGGUGCCUCUGCUCAUGAGAGAAUUUGGCAUUUGGAUCCGACAAACUUGGUGCCAGAUGGGAACUUAGAUGGGUAGGCAUCGUCCCUUGAGAGGUUAGAUCCCAUUCGGCGCCUCCUGCUUGUGUUUUCGGAGGAUUAUUUGGCAGACCGGGUUUGGCAUGUGCACGUCAGCUGACACAGAGUAUACAGUACACAGUGUACAACUGUUGAGAAGGAAUGGAGGUUCAAACGAAUGAUUUUGCUA
This is a messenger RNA of Sorghum bicolor (sorghum), 1613 nucleotides long. RefSeq lists its product as uncharacterized. The coding region runs from base 152 to 1387 and encodes 411 amino acids. NCBI's taxonomy places the organism in Eukaryota, Viridiplantae, Streptophyta, Magnoliopsida, Poales, Poaceae. The transcript has 3 exons. The record is from RefSeq and is a predicted model, not a curated record.